GUGACAGUUAGGACACUAACGAACUUGUUUUUAGUAUAUAUUAGCAAUAAUGUCUGACAAUAUAUCAAAUGAAGAGAAAACUGGGAAUUAUACUAUAGAACAUAUGAUUUCUAAUGAUUCUGAGUUUGAUGAUGCAUUAGGUGUACCUGAUUCUUUGGAAGUUACACUCAAUGAAAAUGAUACCACUAAUGCUCAGAGCAAAGAGGAUGUUGAUAAUAGAGAAUGUCUUGGUGUGAUACCUUUUGCUGCAAUACAUGAGUUACCGAAAAAAUUCAAAUGUCAAAACCGUAAUGUGUUCAUUCCUGGUGAAGAGGUGCAUGUGAAAAUUAUAGAUAAUGAACGUAGUGUAACAACACAUCCCUUGAACCCAAAUCUAUAUACUAUAGAAUUCAGGCAUGGUCUAUUCGUUUGGACAAUUAAAAAACGUUACAAGCAUAUUCAGAAUUUACAUAAUCAAUUAAAACUGUACCGUGCUAGCUUGGAUAUACCAUUCCCAACUAAAAGCCACAAAGAAAGAAGAAACAGCUUGAAAAGUUUAGUGGAUCUCAAAGAAAAAAAGGGUCGUAAAGGAGCUUUACCAAGGUUUCCAAAUAAACCUGAUGUUCUGGUACCUUAUGAGCAGCUAGAUCAUAGGAAAAAAGUGUUAGAAGAGUAUUUAACUAAUUUAUUAAAAAUAAAAAUUUAUAUGCAUCAUCCUGAAACUAUCAACUUUUUAGAGAUUUCACACUUAUCAUUUAUAGCAGAUUUAGGAAUGAAAGGCAAAGAAGGAUUAAUUUUAAAACAAACAGGUUCAGGCGCAAAGACUAGGUGUAAUUUUUGUGGUCUGUUGGAAGGCAUGUGUUGUGUUAAAUGCAGUCAUUUUUGUACAUAUCUAUGUGGAAAAUGGCAUUCUCGUCAUCUUGUCGUUAAAGAUACCUUCGUCGCCUAUAUUAGGCCUAAAGACGGUAGCAUUAAAUCAGUAAUUUUAAUGGAUAAUGGUUUUGGAAUCAGUUUUGGUCUGUAUACAACAGGCUUAAGAAAUGGUAUGCAAAUUGUGAAUCUUAGUAGGCAUAUAGUAAUUAAGUGUUGGACUAGAAGAAAGGCCAAAGAAUGGAUGGAAUUUAUACAAGAUGUUAGUAACAAGGAAGGACGGUAUUUUAUACAGUCGAAUCCCCACAAUUCAUUUGCGCCUAAUCGCUCAACGAUACCGGCCUCUUGGUUUGUCGAUGGAUCAAGUUACAUGUCGUCUGUAGCAGACGCGUUAGAGAAUGCUAAAGAAGAAAUUUUUAUUGCAGACUGGUGGCUAUCACCUGAAAUUUAUAUGAAGAGACCAGCAAUCAAUGAUGAUUAUUGGAGACUAGAUAGAAUCUUACAAAGAAAAGCUCUCGAGGGAGUAAAGGUAUUUGUAAUGAUUUAUAAGGAAGUAGAAGUUGCUCUAGGGAUCAAUAGUUUCUAUAGUAAACAACGGCUCGUUGAAAAAUGUCCAGAUAACAUUAAAGUAUUGCGUCAUCCAGAUCACGCAAGAGUAGGUGUGUUUCUCUGGGCGCAUCAUGAAAAAAUUGUAGUUGUUGAUCAAAGCAUUGCAUUUCUUGGUGGCAUUGAUUUAUGCUACGGCCGUUGGGAUAAUAAUGAACACAGAUUAGUAGAUUUAGGUUCAACGCACCACUCUAGUAUUUAUAUUCCAUCCAGAGGAAAAUGUACCAAUACCAGUAGUAAGAAAGUGUCCAACUCAAAAAUAUACAAACAUGUCUUGCUACCAUUAGCUAUUGCAACUAAUACAAUUGUAAUGGCCACUACGAAAACAAUACCUGUAUUGCCAAUGACGAGUUCCAGAACGAUAAUGCCACUACAAAUACCACAAUUAAGCCCAGAAGAUUUAAUGUUAAUGUCUCAAACAAAAGAUAUAGAUACUAUGAAAUGCAAUACUCCAAACACAGAACGAAAGAACCUGUUUGGUAUGGCAAAAGAUACCAUGGGAAAAGUAACACAGAACAUAAAAUUAAAAAGGCAAGAAUUGAUUAAUAUGGUGUACAAUCCAAACGAGGAAAGUAGUGACGAAGAAGAUGUUGUAGAUAGUGGUACAUUAGAAACUGCAAUUGAAACCAGUGAAUCAAUGAUAUAUAAUGAAGAAGAUACAUUUUCAGAAUACUCAGGAACGGCUAAACUGUGGCUCGGAAAAGACUAUACUAAUUUUAUUGUUAAAGAUUUUAACGAUCUCGAGAAACCUUAUCAAGAUUUAGUAGACAGAAGCACAACUCCUAGAAUGCCAUGGCAUGACAUAGGUGUUAUGGUACAAGGUGCAUCAGCAAGGGAUGUUGCCAGGCACUUCAUUCAACGUUGGAAUGCAAUUAAGAUGGAAAAAGCAAAAUUAAACUCGUCUUAUCCAUUUCUGCUCCCAAAAUCGUACAACGAUUGCAGAAGUUAUGCACCAUUUAUUGAAAAAGCUGCUGUGCACAAUGUUGAGUGUCAAGUGUUGAGAUCAGUCAGCUCUUGGUCUGCUGGUUUUCUUGAUUCGGAAACUUUGGAACAAAGUAUACAAGAAGCUUAUAUACAAGCUAUAAGUAAAGCCGAAAGAUACAUAUACAUAGAAAAUCAGUUUUUCAUUACAUUAGCAUCCAUGGAACGAACUACAGUGAAAAAUCGUAUAGGAGAAACAUUGUUAAAACGAAUUUUAAGAGCUCACCGAGAAGGCGCUGUAUUUAGAGUAUUUGUAAUUAUGCCACUAUUACCAGGUUUCGAAGGCGAAGUUGGAGGACCUAGUGGUACAGCCUUACGUGCUAUUACGCAUUGGAAUUAUGCUUCUAUAUCCAGGGGCAAAGGUGCCAUCUUGAAUCGUCUAAUUGAUGCAGGGAUAGAAGACCCUAGUGAAUAUAUUACAUUUCAUGGAUUGAGAGCGAAUGCCAAGUUGAAUGGUACAUUGGUGACAGAAUUAAUUUAUGUUCACAGCAAACUAUUAAUUGUAGAUGACAAUACGGUUAUUUGUGGUUCAGCUAAUAUUAAUGACAGAAGUAUGAUAGCGACUAGAGAUAGCGAAAUUGCAGUAAUAAUUCAUGACCAAGAAUUUGAAGACGGGCGAAUGAACGACAUACCAUUUCCUUGUGGUAAAUUUGCAGGAUCGUUAAGAAAACAGUUAAUGUCCGAACACCUAGGGUUACUCGAGACAAACAAAGAUAUAGAUAUAACUGACAUAAUUCGAAAAUCAUUUUAUAGAGAUAUAUGGUGCUCGAGAAGUAGUCAGAAUACGGAAAUUUAUGAAGAAGUGUUCCAUUGCAUUCCCACAGAUAAAGUUGUUAAUUUUUCUAUGUUAAAACAAUAUCAAGAUGAAGAACCACUUUGCUUGUCUGACCCACUUUUGGCUCAAGAAAUGGUUGACAAAAUUAAGGGCCAUUUGGUUCACAUGCCACUGAACUUUUUGUGUAAUGAGGAUCUGAAACCUGCUGCUGGUACAGUAGAAGGUAUUAUGCCAACGGCGUUAUGGACGUAA
Messenger RNA from Dufourea novaeangliae, 3463 nucleotides. It is a transcript of the gene Pld, whose product is annotated as phospholipase D2. Lineage: Eukaryota; Metazoa; Arthropoda; Insecta; Hymenoptera; Halictidae. Gene Ontology annotation, biological process: phosphatidic acid biosynthetic process; cell motility; intracellular signal transduction. The record is from RefSeq and is a predicted model, not a curated record. The coding region runs from base 50 to 3463 and encodes 1137 amino acids. Gene Ontology annotation, molecular function: phosphatidylinositol binding; D-type glycerophospholipase activity. The transcript is spliced from 15 exons.